CCCGGCCCCCGGCUGCCGCCUUCGCCCCCCGUCCGGCGCCUCCCGACUUCCCCGGCUCCUCGGCUGCCACCGCCACCCCUCGCCAGCGCGGCCUCCACCGGUGGGCGCCGCCACCCCCGCCGCCGCGGCCUCCACGGCCACCCCACGGCCUCCACGGUUGAAGAUUGAUUAUUUCCAAGUGAUAAGGGAAGAGGAAGAUGGAUCAGCACCACGUGCAGCAGCAGCAGCAGUAUGUUGACCCUUAUCGGACAAUGGUGCUGUCACCACAGCCUGAUCACCUCAAUGCCCUACAGUACAGCCAUCAGCAGCAGCCACAGCCACAGCCGCCACCACAAGCAACUCCACCACCACAACACCACCAUGCCUCGCUUGCCUCCCACUUCCACCUCCUCCAUUUGAUGACAAGAUUAGCUGAUGCUAUUGGAAAAGGCACACGGGAUCAAAAUUCUGAUGCACUGGUUGAAGAUUUGACCAGUCAAUUUGCUAGGUGCCAACAACUAUUAAACUCCAUAUCGGGAACACUAAGCUCGAAAUCUAUUACAGUUGAAGGACAACGGAGAAGUUUGGAAGAAACGCAGCGGCUCCUUGAUCAGAGGAAGGAUUUGAUAACAAAGUACAGAAGCUCCGUUGAAGGCCUCCUCAAGGGUGAUGCAAGACAGUAGCAUCGGAAUGUUAAAAAGGAGCUCGUUGCCUUGUGUGGUCGAUUUCUACUAAAUUUGCAUCUUCUACUUCUACAAUCGAGCUAGUGUGUUGAAGUUGGUCUGUCUUAGGAGGUAGGAACAUGGCAUUGUGGUUCUGUUCUGGAGGAUUGUGUUCGCCGGUACCAUACAUUCACUCUGUACCAUCUUAAUAACUGUUGAUGGGUAAUAGAUUCUGAGAAGCAUGCUGACCUGCU
Molecule: messenger RNA, 895 nt
Organism: Oryza brachyantha (malo sina)
Lineage: Eukaryota; Viridiplantae; Streptophyta; Magnoliopsida; Poales; Poaceae
Product: mediator of RNA polymerase II transcription subunit 9
Exons: 6
Coding region: 198-662 (154 amino acids)
Cellular component (GO): mediator complex
Source: RefSeq, a predicted model, not a curated record